Canariomyces notabilis is the source of this 642-nucleotide messenger RNA. RefSeq lists its product as uncharacterized. Lineage: Eukaryota; Fungi; Ascomycota; Sordariomycetes; Sordariales; Chaetomiaceae. Bases 37 to 369 code for a protein of 110 amino acids. The transcript is spliced from 4 exons. The record is from RefSeq and is a predicted model, not a curated record.
AGAAUGCGAACGCCAGACGCCAUAGGGCGAUAAGCCAUGGCACGGGCUGUAAGUACCUACUCAGGCUUUCGACUUUUAAGAGAGCAGACUUGCGAUCUCCCACUGUUGCUCGUGGCUUUACCCCCAGCCCAGUGCCACAGCUUGAGGACAAGACAACACCGCAGUAGUCGUCGUGAUACCGCAUCUCUCACUCUCUCUGUUGACAGUAUUACAAGGGGUACCUCUAAUGUGCCCUCUUAUUACGCUUAUCCAUCCGCCUUCCCUACUGGUCGACACAAGCAAGUGUGUUGGGCAACAAGCGCUGAAGGGUAUCCAGCGUCGUCGAGCACGUCACCUGCCGAGAGUAGGGUGUGUCCAGCAGCUUUGUAACUGGACCAACCUAACGCUUUAUCUCAACUAUCCAACUUUACUUACCCAGGGGCAAGCAAAUGGCAUUCUGAGCAAGCGGCUUGUAGUCACAAGCCACAGACAGCCCUUUUGCCUCGAACCGAUCCCAAAUCACCGUCCAAAGAUAACAGCAAAGCCGUUACCUGAAAAACAACUGCGACCUACGAUUCAAAAGUCGACCAUCUUCAAACUUCUUUUACUCCUCGCUGCGACUGGACUUGGGUUUCCCACAUUCUCAACCACGGUUGAACUACU